CAGAGUUAGGUAACCGCCGCCAGGGCCUCGCGGCGGCUGCAGCGGCUCACGCAGCGGCUCACGCAGCGGCCUGGCGGGGCCGAAAGGCCGGGCCGGCGCGUGGCUGGGCCGUGACCCGGCCGUGGCCUCGGCGGCAGGGCCUCCCCGAUGUCGGUUGGGGCUCUGCGGAGCAGAACGGAAGUUGAGCCCGGACUGCGGGCCGGGUAGGAGGCCGUCGGGCCGGCUCGCCCGUGCAGGGUGGAUGCGGCGGCGGCGGCGGCGAUGGACGCAUUAGAGGAAGAGAGCCUCGCGCUGUCUUCCUCUUCCGCCUCCGAUGCAGAGUUUGAUGCUGUGGUUGGAUAUUUAGAGGACAUUAUCAUGGAUGACGAGUUCCAGUUACUACAGAGAAAUUUCAUGGACAAGUACUACCAGGAGUUUGAAGACACAGAAGAGAAUAAACUCACCUACACACCUAUAUUUAACGAAUAUAUUUCUUUGGUAGAAAAGUAUAUUGAAGAACAACUGCUGGAGCGGAUUCCUGGAUUUAACAUGGCGGCCUUCACAACGACUUUACAGCACCAUAAAGAUGAAGUGGCUGGUGACAUAUUCGACAUGCUGCUCACGUUUACCGACUUUCUGGCAUUCAAGGAAAUGUUUCUGGACUACAGAGCAGAAAAAGAAGGCCGGGGGCUGGACUUAAGCAGCGGUUUAGUGGUGACUUCAUUGUGCAAAUCGUCCUCUAUGCCAGCUUCCCAGAACAGCCUGCGGCACUAGGCCCACCUCUGGCAGUGAGACUGUUCUGGAUGUCUGCAGCCCAGCGUCCUGGGAGAGGCUUCAGCUAAUGGCGGAAGGAGAGACCGUAAAGCGACCGGCCCUGCUGUUCUGCAGCUCUUCAUUAAUGUGUCAAGUAUUGAUGGGUAAAAAAACUACGUGACCCUCCUGGGACCUGUUUCUUCAGAAAAACCUGUGCUCAGUAACCCUGGUCCUCCUCCCUAAGUGGACGUCUCUCUCAGGGGCUUGAGGCGUGCCGAGCACUCCACCCGGGGGCAGGGUGGGAAGGCGGGGCGCCUUCCCCGGCACGCAUGGCGGUGCGUCAGCACGCAGGUUCGGUCCUCCGGCCUCCGUGGGCUGCUUUCUAUGUGGGAGCUUCUGCCUAGGGUGUGACUCAAGCCAGCUGCCUGUCCUGAAAUUUCUGGAGCUCCUGUUGUCACAGCGAGUCCUGGCUGCAGGAAUCAACGGAGAGACGUCCUUUAUGUCCUUUACCUAAAAGCCACAUGUUAAAGUCUAUUUCCAGCCUUCCAUUUGCAGUCCCCAUAUCCCCGUGUCUUCUCCUGGUCCUGAUGUAGUUUUACUGUUUCUAGAACUCUCUCUUAAGCCUUUUUGAAAGAUAUUUUUAUAGAUAAAUGCUCAGGCUAACCUAGUGGAUGUAAUCUUGGAACUUCCACGAUUACCCACUUCAAGAUCAAAGUAUUAUAUGCGUGUGCUCUUUAGCUGGUAGUGCUGUGAGCGUGCAGAUGCUUUCCGUGUCGGCGCUGAUUCUCCCGGGCGCCAGUGGACGCGUGCUCGUGCUGGAAGUCGACUAAAGGUGUCCUUUUCUCCUGUUCCUGUAGCAUGUUAAGUGUUUGUGCAGGUUUGCUUUAACUUUUUCUGUGUAAGUCAGUUCAUUAGGUUUUCUGUUGGGAUAGGGUCUGCAAUUCCUUCUUACAGUCAAAAAAUCUUGCUACCAAGACAGUGUUCUGCUGGUCUGGCUCAGCAGGAAUAGGAAAUAGCAAGCAUCUUCUCAGCUCACCUGCCUGCUUCGAUUUAGUACAUGGGCUCAGCAGUGUUUGCUAGACCGUUACUGACCAGAACACACGGAUGUCCCAUCUCUAGAAAGAGGAAACAUAGUUCAGUUCCCAAAGUGUACCUUAAGUUUGUUUUCUUUAAGUAAAAAUUAGAAUCUGUACUGACUUUCUCUUGGCUGUUUUGCUUUUAAAUGAUGAGUUGUAUACUGUGUUGUUUCGUUAUUUUUUUUUAACUGAUACAGUGCUUAUUAAGUACAUUUGCACUGUGAGUAAAAUUCAAGGUGUUUUGUAAGAA
Messenger RNA from Pteronotus mesoamericanus, 2058 nucleotides. RefSeq names its product ADP ribosylation factor like GTPase 2 binding protein (gene ARL2BP). Lineage: Eukaryota; Metazoa; Chordata; Mammalia; Chiroptera; Mormoopidae. Gene Ontology annotation, biological process: maintenance of protein location in nucleus; positive regulation of tyrosine phosphorylation of STAT protein. Bases 262 to 753 code for a protein of 163 amino acids. The record is from RefSeq and is a predicted model, not a curated record. The transcript is spliced from 6 exons. Gene Ontology annotation, cellular component: mitochondrial intermembrane space.